Molecule: messenger RNA, 997 nt
Organism: Guillardia theta CCMP2712
Lineage: Eukaryota; Cryptophyceae; Pyrenomonadales; Geminigeraceae
Exons: 3
Coding region: 110-682 (190 amino acids)
Source: RefSeq, a predicted model, not a curated record
CUUUGUAGAAGAGCAUGUCGAACCUCCCAAAGCUCAUGAGAACGAUGCCGUCAAGCGUCCUGUCACUGCUUUGUACAACUCAUGGGCUGCAGAUGGACGAGAUAUUGUGAUGGAGCUUACUCACUCGGCUACGUUUGAAGAGAUGUGGGAGUUUAUCUUGGAAACCAAGGGUUCUUCCAAAAAGAAGUUCUCAGUGAUCGAUGCUGGAUGCGGGAACGGUUGGGCAGUUCGGAAGAUGGCUGAACAUCCCCAAUGCUCUGAGGUUCACGGAGUGGAUGGCGCAGCCUUGAUGAUCGAAAAAGCUCAGUCCCUAGACGAAGAUAAUGAGAAGACCUCGUACUCCAUUCAAGACAUCCAAUACUGGACACCUGAGCAAUCUGUUGACGUCGUGACGCUAGUCGAAGUUCUGUACUUUCUCGACAAUCCUGAGAGAACAGUGAAGCACAUUUCAGAAUCUUGGUUGAAGAAAGGGGGCCGAUUUAUUGCAAGCUUGGACUGCUAUCGUGAGAAUAAGUUGUCACAUUCGUGGGAGGAUGAUCUCGGCAUUCAGAUGCACUGCAUGUCUGAGAAAGCAUGGGACAGAGUCUUGAAAGCAGCGGGACUGACUGACGUGAAGGUCUGGCGUGCAAAACCAACAGGACCAUGGCAAGGAACUUUAAUCGUAACAGGUGUGAAAAGAUGAAAGAUAUCGGUUAUUUCACCACAAGGAAUAGACUUGUGAUCUAGGUUUGAGAGAUGGCCUCUCAAAAUGUUUCUAUAGAAUUAUUUGCUUAUCAAAAUUCUGUUGGAGGAAGUGGAGAUGCAUGGGAAUGAAUGUAAAACUUUGAAUCUCAUUGCGGUUGUGUUAUUCAUCACAUUCCAUCAACCCACUCAUAGUAGUGUUGAGAGUCUCAUUCGCGAUGUUCUCAAGAGGCAGCCCUCGCAUGAGGCAUGAGAGGAUUUCAAUGCUCUCCACUUCAUCUGUCUCAUUCGCCCACUCCAGCGCUCUCCACCCUCG